Molecule: messenger RNA, 1309 nt
Organism: Neurospora tetraspora
Lineage: Eukaryota; Fungi; Ascomycota; Sordariomycetes; Sordariales; Sordariaceae
Exons: 3
Coding region: 174-1226 (350 amino acids)
Source: RefSeq, a predicted model, not a curated record
GUGCUUCCAAAUCGGGGGUUGAAGGACUUUGUAAGUGUGCCUCUAGAGGUAGAGGUAGGAAGCACCCAUACCUACCUCUGGGUCUACCUACCUAACUUUCAGCUUUCGUUGUGAUACCUACAACAGGCACCGGUAGCUACAGGUACGGUUCUGGACGACAUCAACAGCCGACCAUGUACCAGGCUCACUGGGCGUCGCUGGCCCUUUGGGCUGUCCUCACCACCCUCGCCUUGGGCCAAAGCUGCCAGAGCAUCGGCAACCUGAACGACGACAGCACCAUCUUUGACAGAAACGGCAACGAUACUCGUUCUCACAAGUCCGACAUUAGAACACGCUCCCACGCUCACCUCCACGCAUCCAACAGCCACACAAAUAAACGGCAUGCGGCCCUCCAUCACUCGAGUCCCCGAAACUCCAGCCGAAGCAAUAUCGAGGUCUCUUCUCAAAAACACAGCAGCAGGGACAGUGGUUUACAAGUUGACAUCGAUGGCGACCGCAUAAUCUACUGGCACGAGUCCGCUCUCCAGUCCCACGUCUGGCUUGCGGCAACAAAGGACUCCAAGCCUGUCGGCGCUCUCCAGAAGCGUGCCCCUACCACUGUCAAGGUAAUCAACACCGGCCUCACCCUUCCCGACUGUGCCGGAUGCGCGGCCAAGAAUGAUGGUAAACCCCUCAAGUGGCAAGAAUGGGAUUGGAAAGAGAUGAAACAACGCAUGUUACCGGAGGCUGCAUCCCAGCUCGACAAUACGUGCCUUUUUUAUACCGGAAUACCGCCCAAAGGCGAUAGCGGUGCCCAGGAGCUCUACGAUAAGAAUAUUUUUGGUCAGUCGGCGCUUGCCACAACACUGGCGUGCAAAAUGGACCUUAAAAGCAUUUGGAUGUUAUGGCCCGGAUGGAGCAAAGAAUAUGAAGAUUCAAAGACCGAUAGGAAUCUGCCCAACUAUUACGAAGUCAAAAAAGGCAGCUGGCUUGAGGACUGUGAUCAUCCAAUUGACGGAGCCAAGCAUCGAUGGCAAUACUUUGGAGCCAUGUCCGAAGCCAUGGCCAGAAGCUGCAGCGGUGUUGUCCGCGUCCUGGUUCCGACCCCCCAAAGCAUUGGCGAUGAAGUGUACACACGAAUCUGGCUGUUCUACGAGUACGCAGCCCUGCGUGAGCUCCACGAUCUGGGAAGAGUUAAGAGGCUGAUUGCCAUCGAGACGAUGAAACCCGAGAAUCAAUACGAGUGAGUUUUUUUCAUAAAGCAGUGUUUCCCUUCACCCCCCUACCUAGAUAUGACUCGACGCAAACGUGCAACCUUGUAGCUAACCUC